AUGCCCCUUAUAUUGGUGGUCAUUGGGAAGAAUGUUCCUUACAUUGGUGGUCAGUGGGUAGAAUGUUCUUUACAUUUGUGAUCAGUGGGAAGAAUGUUCCUUACAUUGGUGAUCAGUGGGAAGAAUGUUCCUUACAUUGGUGGUCAGUGGGUAGAAUGUUCUUUACAUUUGUGAUCAGUGGGAAGAAUGUUCCUUACAUUGGUGCUCAGUGGGAAGAAUGUUCCUUACAUUGGUGAUCAGUGGGUAGAAUGUUCUUUACAUUUGUGAUCAGUGGGAAGAAUGUUCUUUACAUUGGUGAUCAGUGGGAAGAAUGUUCUUUACAUUGGUUGUCUGUGGGAAGAAUGUUCAUUAGAUUGGUUGUCUGUGGGACGGAUAUUCCUUACAUUGGUUGUCUGUGGGACAAAUGUUCUUUACAUUGGUGGUCAGUGGGAAGAAUGCUCCCUAAAUUGGUGGUCAGUGGGAAGAAUGUUCAUUAGAUUGGUUGUCUGUGGGACAAAUGCUCCUUACAUUGGUGGUCGGUGGGAAGAAUGUUCCUUACAUUGGUGGUCAGUGGGAAGAAUGCCCCUUCACAUUGGUGGUCUGUGGGAAGAAUGUUUCACUUAAAGA
This is a messenger RNA of Staurois parvus, 606 nucleotides long. The record is from the annotation of a GenBank genome assembly. Lineage: Eukaryota; Metazoa; Chordata; Amphibia; Anura; Ranidae.